Messenger RNA from Ipomoea nil (Japanese morning glory), 1293 nucleotides. RefSeq names its product GDSL esterase/lipase At1g28590-like. The transcript has 5 exons. Bases 71 to 1237 code for a protein of 388 amino acids. NCBI's taxonomy places the organism in Eukaryota, Viridiplantae, Streptophyta, Magnoliopsida, Solanales, Convolvulaceae. The record is from RefSeq and is a predicted model, not a curated record. Gene Ontology annotation, molecular function: hydrolase activity, acting on ester bonds.
UCUCCCAAAAGUUGUCAUUUAAAAGAAGAAAAGUAAUACAAUUAAAAGAAAGAAAAACAAAGUGUUAAUUAUGGGUUUCUCUCUAGGAACUGCAAUUACUUAUUAUUGUAUAGUUUUGGUAGUGUUUGAAUCGACCGGACAUGUUGCCGGCGGCUGCUACAAAGCCAUCGUAAGUUUCGGCGAUUCGGUCACCGACACCGGAAACCUUAUUCACAAGUCCAAAGUAUUAUCCAAGGGCUUCGUCAAGUCGUCGGUGCCACCCUACGGCGAAACGUUCUUCCACCACCCCACCGGCCGCUACUCCGACGGCCGCCUCAUCAUCGAUUUUAUCGCUCAGAGCAUGGGGCUUCCACUGGUGCAACCUUAUUUCGGCGGCGAAAGAAACGGUGAUCGGAGUUUUGCGGAAGGAGUGAACUUCGCGGUGGCGGGGGCGACGGCGAUGGACAUGUCAUUCUUUACGGAGAGAGGAAUUAUUAAUAGCUGCACAAAUGUAUCUCUGGGGAAUGAAUUGGAUUGGUUUAAGCAGAUGCUGUCAUCUUUUUGCCAGACGCCGUCAAGAUGCAAGGAGUAUUUAGAAAGCUCAGUAAUUCUAAUGGGGGAGAUUGGUGGCAACGAUUACAAUUAUGCAUUCCUUCAAGGCCAUCCCAAAGAAGAAGUUAUGUCUUUUGUUCCCAAAGUUAUUACAGUCAUCGCUUCAACUAUCAACGAACUAAUUAAAUAUGGAGCGCAAAUACUAAUAGUUCCGGGUAACCUACCAAUUGGAUGUUCGCCAUCCUAUCUAUCGUACUUCAUGACUUCCAAUGCAAGCGAAUAUGAUCCCCAGACUGGUUGCAUUAACUGGUUAAACGAUUUUACUGAGUACCACAACGAACUACUUCAAAAGGAGUUGAACCAUCUCAGAGAACUUCAUCCUCAUACCAGAAUAAUUUACGCAGACUAUUAUAACGCUGCAAUGCGGUUGUAUAGAUCUCCAAACAAUUAUGGAUUUGAGAAUACUUUGGAAGCUUGCUGUGGAGGUGGGGGCCCAUACAAUUCUAAUCCGCAUGCGUAUUGUGGGUCCCAACUAUCAACGGUUUGUGAUAGCCCUUCAUCGUAUAUUAGCUGGGACGGGAUGCACCUGACAGAAGCCGCUUAUCAAUGGAUAGUUGAUGGGCUUCUAAUUGGCCCAUUUACAAGCCCAAAAAUCAAUGGCGAAUGUAUUCUGUCGCGCCCAAAAACCAAAAUUCCGGACUCUUAGCGAUUGGGGCUGUCAGCAGCCCAAUUUGAAAUUAUUGAGCUUUAAAUUGCGUGGCC